This is a messenger RNA of Achroia grisella, 4241 nucleotides long. RefSeq names its product splicing factor 3B subunit 2-like (gene Sf3b2). The record is from RefSeq and is a predicted model, not a curated record. The coding region runs from base 180 to 3542 and encodes 1120 amino acids. Lineage: Eukaryota; Metazoa; Arthropoda; Insecta; Lepidoptera; Pyralidae. Gene Ontology annotation, biological process: mRNA splicing, via spliceosome. Gene Ontology annotation, cellular component: catalytic step 2 spliceosome; U2 snRNP; U2-type spliceosomal complex. The transcript has 14 exons.
UAUGAACUUACAUAUUAAUCUAUGCAACAUACGCUUAAAAUAAUUAUUCUGUGCUAUCUUCCAAAAUUAACCUUUUCGUUUGUUUUCUUACGUAUGUAUUCUGGAUAUACAAAACAGACUUCUAUUAUCAUAACUGAUUCAUGGUGAUAGUCUAAUAUAGUGUUUACUUAAAAAAUAAAAUGGAAGGUCCGCCAGGAACAGGGCCGCCCAAUAAUAAUGGAUCUAUGGGACCCCCGCCGGGUAUGCCUAACUUUCCACCGAUGCCGCCUCCUCCGGGAGCUAUGGGACCGGGGGGCAUGCCACCGCCACCAAUGGGUCCACCGGGUGCAAUGCCACCGGCCACAACCUCUGGUGGGCCGCCUAAUAUGCCACCUCCGGGUAUGGGUCCACCGCCAGGGAUGAUGGGAAUGGGUCCACCUGGUAUGGGUCCGCCACCUCCCGGUAUGGGACCUCCCCCUCCUGGCAUGGGUCCACCACCUCCCGGUAUGGGUCCCCCACCUCCUGGUAUGGGACCGCCACCUCCCGGAAUGGGUCCCCCACCUCCAGGCAUGGGUAUGGGGCCACCAAUGGGUCCACCUGGCAUGGGACAGAGAAUGCCACCGAAUAUGAUGCGUGGUGGGCCUAAUUUAAAAGGAAAUUUUAGCAACCAAGGAAUGGAUAUGGGUCCCCCUGGUAUGGGCCCUCCACCAAAUAUGCCUAUGGGUCCAUGGGAAGGCCAAGGUCCACCUGGAUGGGGCAGACAGGGUCAUGAUGGACCUCCAGGUUGGGACGAUCAUGGAGAAGAGCCUGAGGAGGAUGAAGGAGAUAACGAAGAUGUUGGACCGGCACAAGGACCACCCUCGUCUCUUCCUUCAUUACUGACUAUGAAAAUUGACACACCAGAAGAAUUUCGAAAUAAGCCAGCUCCCCCAGGAGGAGUUGUAUUGCCUAAAGCUUUAGAAGAAGCCCUUGCAUAUAAAGAUCAAAGACAAGCUGCUCUAGGGGAUGAGAGCCAACCUCAAGAUGAAGAUGAAGACACCCAACCAGAAGCCCCACCAGCACCGGUAAUCAGCAGGGAGUAUGAUGCAGAGGAAGAUGAUGCAGACUCUGAUGAUGAUAAUGUACCUGCUGCCCCACAGCCACCAAUUAUUUCAAAACAGGAGACACAAUUGAACAAAGCAAAUAAAAAUAAGAGAAAGAAGAAAAAGAAGAAGGCGGCUAAGCUGAAAAGAAAAGAAGAUGCUAAAAAGAAAGAUGCUGACAGUGGUACAACAAGCCAAGAUGAGGCCAAGAAGAGUAGUGACAAAGAAAAUAAUAAAGAAGCUGAUAUUGAAUAUGUACAAGAAAAUAUUCAGUUCCAUGAACUAGAGCCAAUGUACCGUCAAUUCCAUCGAAUCCUUGAAGCUUUCAAAAUAACAGAGAAGAAGGAAGAAAUAAAAGAAGAAAAAGAUGCACCAAAACCAUCAACUAAGCCCCAGGAGAAAGUUCAAGAUCAGUUUGCUGUAGACGAAGAAGCUGUAGAGAAAAAUGCUGCAGAUGAAAAAGAACGCAUGUCAAAACGCAAACUAAAGAAGUUAUCGCGGCUGUCAGUUGCGGAAUUGAAGCAGCUGGUGUCACGGCCAGACGUUGUAGAGAUGUAUGACGUAACAGCACGAGAUCCCAAGUUACUUGUCCAGCUGAAGGCCCACAGGAAUACUGUCCAAGUACCUCGACAUUGGUGCUACAAACGGAAGUAUCUGCAAGGAAAGCGUGGUAUAGAAAAGCCUCCGUUUGACCUACCAGACUUCAUUAAGAAGACGGGUAUUAUGGAAAUGCGAGCAUCGCUACAAGACAAAGAGGAAACAAAGACACUAAAAGCAAAAAUGCGCGAACGUUCACGGCCCAAGCUUGGCAAGAUCGAUAUUGAUUACCAGAAGCUGCAUGAUGCAUUCUUCAAAUGGCAAACCAAACCUCGUAUGACCAUUCACGGCGACCUUUACUACGAGGGUAAGGAGUUCGAAACUCGACUGCGAGAGAAGAAACCCGGAGAUCUAUCUGAGGAAUUAAGGACUGCACUUGGUAUGCCCGUCGGCCCUGGCUCUCAUAAGGUUCCACCGCCAUGGUUGAUCGCUCAACAAAGAUACGGCCCUCCGCCGUCGUACCCUAACCUGAAGAUUCCCGGUCUGAACGCGCCAAUACCUGAAGGCUGUGCAUUCGGAUACCACGCUGGUGGUUGGGGCAAGCCACCUGUGGAUGAAACUGGAAAACCGCUAUAUGGGGAUGUAUUUGGUCACCAGAAUAGCGGUCAAGAUGAUGCAGAAGACCAAGAUAUCGACAGGUCGAUGUGGGGAGAAUUGGAGUCUGAAUCUGAAGAGGAAUCAGAGGAAGGUAUGCUCACGUCAGUAAAUAAUAUGCCGGAGUUUAUGGGGACAAAAUGUAACGGCUGUGAAGCCGUCAUAUACGACAUAUCUUUUAUGGAGUGUUCAGUGGACGAGUGCAAAAAAUUGUAUCACCUGAAAUGUUUGGCCAUGACAGUGGAGUCGUUUGAAGCUCUUACAGAAGAAUACAAGAAGCAGUGGGUAUGUCCUGAAUGUGUUUGCACUAACCCUAAACGAGAUAACUCAGAUACGCCUGUCCGGAGUAAUUUAUUGCUGAACAAAACAUUUACACCAGCAAACAAUUAUAUAAACACAGAACGCGGUAAUCGUGUGCGACUGAGUGAGGUAUCCAUGAUGGUUAAUGACACUAAAAUAUUAGAAGAACUACGUGAGUACAGCAUACAAAUCUUAUCUCGCUUAGAUAAUCAAAUGAAAGCAUAUAAUCAACUUCAAGAUCGGUUUUGUAAAACAGAAAUGGAAUUGCAAGAAUUAAGAAAAAGUAUGGCGGUAGUUCAAGAAAAAGCUAACAAAGUUGAGGUAUUAGAAGAACAGAUAUUAUUAUUAAAAAAGAAUAACGAAUGUCUGGAAACGGGUUUACAUAACACCAAGAGGAACGAAAAUGCGUCAAUUAAAACGUCUAAUAUAAAUAAGAACUCGAUAUCAUAUGCAAGUGUACUGACACAAAACCAACCACAGGCAGAAGGUGCGAAUGAAUCGGCACGAGUGCAUUUGGAGGCACUAAAUCUAGCCGACGUUCGAUCAGGAGUGAGUCAAGGAGAGACGUUGGGUCCCCUCGAAUUCACUAUUAUGAUCAAUGAUCUGCCGAAGGUUGUUCAUCAUUCCGGAUGUCUCCUGUUCGCUGAUGAUUUAAAGCUCUUUCUCACAGUUGGAUCUGCUGCUGAUUGCAAGCGGUCGGCUGCGGGCGCCGGUGCGGGUCCGACGGCCGGCACUGCCAGCGAGGGCCCAAUAGCCGGCGGCGCGGGUGCGGCCGGCGUAGACGUGGCUCUCGACCCGUCCGAGCUGGAGCUGGAGCCCGAGGCGGUGGCGGCGCGCUACGAGCGGCACCUGCGUGAACACCGCCCGCGCGGCCGCGAGGACCUCUCCGACAUGUUGGCUGACCACGUCGCCAGGCAGAAGAAUAAGAGGAAACGACAGCAGAAUACAGAUUCAAAACAGGCCAAGAAAUACAAAGAAUUUAAAUUUUAAUUGUGAUACAAGUAUUUGUAUAAUUAUAUUAUUGUUUGCUAUAAUAAUUACUUCAAUAAUGAUGUGUAACAAGAGAUAACACAAUCCCGACCUAGAAAGGCUAGUAUCCUUAUUAUAUAAUUUUCUACAAUCAACAAAAAUAUUAUUGUCAUGAAGGACAAGAGAUAGUUUCUUUUUCAUUGAUUAUAAAAGAAUGGUGAGUGGAAGUCCACCUGACGUUGUAUAUUGCUAGCACUAGCCCCAUUUCUAAUGACCAUCUUCUGCCCCCUCGGGAAGAGAUGUUAUGAAAUACAAAUAUAGAAUGGUUCUAUUGUUUUAUAGUUAGCUAUGUAUAAUUCUGAUGUAACUGCAAAUGUUAUAAUAAUAGAUCUUAAUUUGUUAAUUCUAAGAAUCAAUGUGAAUGUAAAAUAAUGUUUGCACCACCAAAAAACAUUUUCUAUUACACAUACUCAAAUUAUUAUUAUUGAAAUGCAGCAUAUUGCGUAAACUAUUAUUCUACAAGAAUAUGAAUUGUUUAUCUAUCUGUUUUAAUAUAAUAAUAAUGGUAGAUACUGAUAAAACUUAACUUACACAUUUUAAGAGCACUGUGGUGAAAUGAAAAUAUUCUUCAUCUGCAUUUUUCUAUAAUAAGAAAUGUUCUGAGCAUUCUUUAGUUGUGUAAGUAGAAGAUUUAAUGAACUCCUAAUAAUAAAAGAAUUA